Messenger RNA from Durio zibethinus, 2426 nucleotides. RefSeq names its product toprim domain-containing protein. Gene Ontology annotation, molecular function: ATP binding; single-stranded DNA binding; 5'-3' DNA helicase activity. The record is from RefSeq and is a predicted model, not a curated record. Gene Ontology annotation, biological process: DNA replication. NCBI's taxonomy places the organism in Eukaryota, Viridiplantae, Streptophyta, Magnoliopsida, Malvales, Malvaceae.
ACCAGUUAGCCCUCAAAUAGUGUGAAGAGCAUUGGUCCUUUCCAAUUGGCAAUUGGGUAUCCUAAGAACAGAAAAGAAUAGAACCUCUCUCAUUAAACCCUUAUUCGGUCCUCAGUCCUCUUUUCUUGUUUAAUUGGAAGCAGAAACAGCAUCCGUUGAAUGCAACCCAAGCCUGUUUUUUGAAUGUUGAGAAAACACACAGAAGCAAAGCAGAGACAAAUAACAGAGUCAUGCUUCGUUUCCCUUGCCAUAUCCGCAACAAUCAACGCCUCCAUCUCCUCCGAAGACUCUCCUUGUUUUCCUCAAACAGUGCAUUCAUGGUUUCCAAACACUUGCUCAAAACAUCCCCCUCUUCUUUCACUCUGCUGCCUCUAACCCUUUCUCCUAAACACUUAUCCACACCCUCUAAACGCUUAAUACCUUGUCUUUCUUCAAAACCCAUCUACAAAAACCGCUCUUUGUCGCUUAGGUCUAAUGGGUUUUCUUCUCUUACUUAUCUCAAUGUCUCUGCUCCAGCUCCAGCUCCAGUUUAUUCUGAAGACUUGGAAGAGCGGCCCUUGGAUUUGCAUAGCUUGGAGAUUUUGAAGCAUAAAUUAAAGAAGCUUGGCAUUGAUAUAAGUGAAUGUGUUCCUGGGCAUGAAAACCGCUUAAUGUGCCCCUCGUGCAAUGGUGGUGACUCAGAGGAAAUUAGCUUAUCUAUUUUCAUCAGCCAGGAUGGGUGUUCAGCUUCGUGGCUGUGUUUUCGAGCAAAAUGUGGGUGGAAAGGUUACACAAAGGCCUUUGCAGAUGGCAAGUCAUCGUUUGAAAGUUUCAGUCGAAUUAACAAAGUUAAGGUCAAAAGGCAAGUCACAGUGGAGAGUUUGCAAUUAGAACCACUCUGUAAUCAGCUUAUUUCUUAUUUCGCAGAGCGAAUGAUAUCUGCAGAAACACUAAAGAGAAAUGCUGUUAUGCAAAAAAGGACCUGUAAUGAGAUUGCUAUUGCAUUCACUUAUUGGCGUAAGAAAGACCUUGUAAAUUGCAAGUAUCGGGAUAUAGACAAGAAGUUUUGGCAGGAAAAGGAUACUGAAACGAUAUUUUAUGGGCUGAAUGAUAUAGACGAUGCAAGCGAUAUUAUCAUUGUUGAAGGUGAAAUGGACAAGCUUGCGAUGGAGGAAGCUGGCUUCCGUAAUUGUGUUAGUGUCCCUGAUGGUGCACCACCAUCAGUUUCUCAAAAGGAGGUUCCAGCUGAAGAGCAGGACACUAAGUAUCAAUAUCUGUGGAACUGCAAAGAGUACCUAAACAAGGCAUCACGUAUUAUACUUGCUACUGAUGGUGAUCUACCUGGUCAAGCCUUAGCCGAAGAGCUUGCACGUCGCCUUGGAAGAGAAAGAUGCUGGAGAGUUAGAUGGCCGAAGAAAAACGAUGUGGAUUAUUUUAAAGAUGCAAAUGAGGUGCUUAUGUAUUUGGGACCCAGCGUUCUAAAGGACGUAAUAGAGGAUGCAGAAUUAUAUCCCAUACGUGGAUUAUUCAACUUCAGAGAUUUCUUUGAUGAGAUUGACAAAUAUUAUCAUCGGACUCUUGGAUAUGAAUUUGGUGUCUCAACUGGUUGGAGGGCACUGGACGAUCUAUAUAAUGUUGUGCCAGGAGAGCUGACGAUAGUAACUGGUGUUCCCAAUUCUGGGAAGAGUGAAUGGAUUGAUUCUCUCUUAUGUAAUCUUAAUCAAAGUGUUGGUUGGAAAUUUGCUCUUUGCUCCAUGGAGAACAAGGUUCGGGAUCAUGCAAGGAAACUUUUAGAGAAAUACGUAAGGAGACCGUUCUUUGAAGCAAGCUAUGGAAGCUCUGUUGAAAGAAUGAGUGUAGAGGAAUUAGAGGAAGGGAAGAAAUGGUUGAGUGAGACAUUUUAUCUCAUAAGGUGUGAGAAUGAUUCUCUUCCGAGUAUAAAGUGGGUUCUGGAUCUUGCAAGGGCAGCAGUACUCAGGCAUGGUGUUCGGGGACUUGUAAUCGAUCCUUACAAUGAACUUGAUCAUCAGCGCCCAGUUAAUCAGACUGAAACAGAGUAUGUAAGCCAGAUGCUAACGAUGAUCAAACGAUUUGCUCAGCAUCACUCUUGUCAUGUCUGGUUUGUUGCACAUCCUAGGCAGUUGCACCAUUGGAUUGGGGCUCCUCCUAAUCUGUAUGACAUCAGUGGAAGUGCACACUUCAUAAACAAAUGUGACAAUGGGAUUGUUGUUCAUCGGAAUCGGGAUCCUGAGGCUGGGCCUGUUGAUCAAGUACAAGUUUGUGUUCGGAAGGUACGAAAUAAGGUUGUAGGAACUAUUGGUGAUGCGUUUUUGUCUUAUGAUAGGGUGACAGGUGUAUAUAUGGACAUUGAUGAACCACAAAAGAAGCGAUAGGCCAUGGUGCUCAUGCAAUUGCGGAUUGAAAUUUUGUAUGGUUAGGGGAAAUCA